This is a messenger RNA of Gorilla gorilla gorilla (western lowland gorilla), 4552 nucleotides long. RefSeq names its product TNF receptor superfamily member 11a (gene TNFRSF11A). Gene Ontology annotation, biological process: mammary gland alveolus development; positive regulation of bone resorption; multinuclear osteoclast differentiation. The transcript has 10 exons. The record is from RefSeq and is a predicted model, not a curated record. Gene Ontology annotation, cellular component: external side of plasma membrane. Gene Ontology annotation, molecular function: cytokine binding; tumor necrosis factor receptor activity. Lineage: Eukaryota; Metazoa; Chordata; Mammalia; Primates; Hominidae. The coding region runs from base 76 to 1926 and encodes 616 amino acids.
CAGGGCCACGGCAGCCGCGCCCGCUGGGCCACAGAGGCCGCUGAGGCCGCGGCGCCCGCCAGCCUGUCCCGCGCCAUGGCCCCGCGCGCCCGGCGGCGCCGCCCGCUGUUCGCGCUGCUGCUGCUCUGCGCGCUGCUCGCCCGGCUGCAGGUGGCUUUGCAGAUCGCUCCUCCGUGUACCAGUGAGAAGCAUUAUGAGCAUCUGGGACGGUGCUGUAACAAAUGUGAACCAGGAAAGUACAUGUCUUCUAAAUGCACUACUACCUCUGACAGCGUAUGUCUGCCCUGUGGCCCGGAUGAAUACUUGGAUAGCUGGAAUGAAGAAGAUAAAUGCUUGCUGCAUAAAGUUUGUGAUACAGGCAAGGCCCUGGUGGCCGUGGACGCCGGCAACAGCACGACCCCCCGGCGCUGCGCGUGCACGGCUGGGUACCACUGGAGCCAGGACUGCGAGUGCUGCCGCCGUAACACCGAGUGCGCGCCGGGCCUGGGCGCCCAGCACCCGUUGCAGCUCAACAAGGACACGGUGUGCAAACCUUGCCUUGCAGGCUACUUCUCUGAUGCCUUUUCCUCCACGGACAAAUGCAGACCCUGGACCAACUGUACCUUCCUUGGAAAGAGAGUAGAACAUCAUGGGACAGAGAAAUCUGAUGUGGUUUGCAGUUCUUCUCUGCCAGCUAGAAAACCACCAAAUGAACCCCAUGUUUACUUGCCCGGUUUAAUAAUUCUGCUUCUCUUCGCGUCUGUGGCCCUAGUGGCUGCCAUCCUCUUUGGCGUUUGCUAUAGGAAAAAAGGGAAAGCACUCACAGCUAAUUUGUGGCACUGGAUCAAUGAGGCUUGUGGCCGCCUAAGUGGAGAUAAGGAGUCCUCAGGUGACAGUUGUGUCAGUACACACACGGCAGACUUUGGUCAGCAGGGAGCAUGUGAAGGUGUCUUACUGCUGACUCUGGAGGAGAAGACAUUUCCAGAAGAUAUGUGCUACUCAGAUCAAGGUGGUGUCUGUCAGGGCACGUGUGUAGGAAGUGGUCCCUACGCACAAGGCGAAGAUGCCAGGAUGCUCUCAUUGGUCAUCGAGACCGAGAUAGAGGAAGACAGCUUCAGACAGAUGCCCGCGGAAGAUGAAUACAUGGACAGGCCCUCCCAGCCCACAGACCGUUUACUGUUCCUCACUGAGCCUGGAAGCAAAUCCACACCUCCUUUCUCUGAACCCCUGGAGGUGGGGGAGAAUGACAGUUUAAGCCAGUGCUUCACGGGGACACAGAGCACAGUGGGUUCAGAAAGCUGCAACUGCACUGAGCCCCCGUGCAGGACUGAUUGGACUCCCGUGUCCUCUGAAAACUACUUGCAAAAAGAGGUGGACAGUGGCCAUUGCCCGCACUGGGCAGCCAGCCCCAGCCCCAACUGGGCAGAUGUCUGCACAGGCUGCCGGAACCCUCCUGGGGAGGACUGUGAACCCCUCGUGGGUUCCCCAAAACGUGGACCCUUGCCCCAGUGCGCCUAUGGCAUGGGCCUUCCCCCUGAAGAAGAAGCCGGCAGGACGGAGGCCAGAGACCAGCCCAAGGAUGGGGCUGAUGGGAGGCUCCCAAGCUCAGCGAGGGCAGGUGCCGGGUCUGGAAGCUCCCCUGGUGGCCAGUCCCCUGCAUCUGGAAAUGUGACUGGAAACAGUAACUCCACGUUCAUCUCCAGCGGGCAGGUGAUGAACUUCAAGGGCGACAUCAUCGUGGUCUACGUCAGCCAGACCUCGCAGGAGGGCGCGGCGGCGGCUGCGGAGCCCAUGGGCCGCCCGGUGCAGGAGGAGACCCUGGCGCGCCGUGACUCCUUCGCGGGGAACGGCCCGCGCUUCCCGGACCCGUGCGGCGGCCCCGAGGGGCUGCGGGAGCCGGAGAAGGCCUCGAGGCCGGUGCAGGAACAAGGCGGGGCCAAGGCUUGAGCGCCCCCCCAUGGCUGGGAGCCCGAAGCUCGGAGCCAGGGCUCGCGGUGGCAGCACAGCCUCUGCCCCAGCCCCGGCCACCCAGGGAUCGAUCGGUACAGUCGAGGAAGACCACCCGGCAUUCUCUGCCCACUUUGCCUUCCAGGAAAUGGGCUUUUCAGGAAGUGAAUUGAUGAGGACUGUCCCCAUGCCCACGGAUGCUCAGCAGCCCGCCGCACUGGGGCAGAUGUCUCCCCUGCCACUCCUCAAACUCGCAGCAGUAAUUUGUGGCACUAUGACAGCUAUUUUUAUGACUAUCCUGUUCUGGGGGGGGGGGGUGUGGUCUAUGUUUUCCCCCCAUAUUUGUAUUCCUUUUCAUAACUUUUCUUGAUAUCUUUCCUCCCUCUUUUUUAAUGUAAAGGUUUUCUCAAAAAUUCUAAAGGUGAGGGUCUCUUUCUUUUCUCUUUUCCUUUUUUUUUUUUUUUUUUUUCUUUUUUUGGCAACCUGGCUCUGGCCCAGGCUAGAGUGCAGUGGUGCGAUUAUAGCCCGGUGCAGCCUCUAAUUCCUGGGCUCAAGCAAUCCAAGUGAUCCUCCCACCUCAAUCUUCGGAGUAGCUGGGAUCACAGCUGCAGGCCACGCCCAGCUUCCUCCCAGAGACACGGUCCCACCGUGUUACCCAGCCUGGUCUCAAACUCCCCAGCUAAAGCAGUCCUCCAGCCUCGGCCUCCCAAAGUACUGGGAUUACAGGCGUGAGCCCCCACGCUGGCCUGCUUUACGUGUUUUCUUUUGUGCCCCUUCUCACAGUGUUUUGGAGAUGGCUUUCCCAGUGUGUGUUCAUUGUAAACACUUUUGGGAAAGGGCUAAACAUGUGAGGCCUGGAGAUAGUUGCUAAGUUGCUAGGAACAUGUGGUGGGACUUUCAUAUUCUGAAAAAUGUUCUAUAUUCUCAUUUUUCUAAAAGAAAGAAAAAAGGAAACCCUAUUUUUUUCUCCUGAAUCUUUUUAAGUUUGUGUCGUUCCUUAAGCAGAACUAAGCUCAGUAUGUGACCUUACCCCCUAGGUGGUUAAUUUAUCCAUGCUGGCAGAGGCACUCAGGUACUUGGUAACCAAAUUUCUAAAACUCCAAGUUGCUGCAGCUUGGCAUUCUUCUUAUUCUAGAGGUCUGUCUGGAAAAGAUGGAGAAAAUGAACAGGACAUGGGGCUCCUGGAAAGAAAGGGCCCGGGAAGUUCAAGGAAGAAUAAAGUUGAAAUUUUAAUUUACAUUCUCUUUGUCUAGAUAAGAAUAGCAUGAAUAGAUCCUCUUUUAUUCGUAAAUAAUCGUGCAUCUGUGGGUUAGCCUUGUAGAAGUGGAAAACAUUCCAUUUUCCAAUGCAUUUAAAUGUAAAGCCAAAUCUGCAUGUUGUGAAUUUAAGAAAACUUAUUAUCCUAAAGGUGCCUUUCUCUUGGCAUCAUCCCCCUUGUGAGAAGCCUAGAGGACGCUCCAGGUGGAAGGAAAUCCCCUGGGUGGUUUUAUCUUUUGUUACCCAGUGAGCACUGGUUCCCCGCAAAUACUGGGGAAAAGCAAAAAUACACAAGCAAGUUAAAAUUAAUUUUGCACAUCUGGUAGGUUAUAAAAGAAAGCACUAAUAGUAGUCACUGCCCAGACUUUAUUGGCCACAAAUGCCCAGCUGAAGAGCAUGACUGUGGAUCACUGGUUUUUCCCUCCUGCUUGAAAUGCUGGGGUGGUAGCGGUCGAUUAGGAUUUUCAGUGGAGAAGCACAGGACAGUUCUGUAAUUUAUGGGACUCGUUAGCCAACAUAAAGAACUGCAGGAAAUAACUGCACAGCCAGGAGGAUCCGUUGGUGGGAAUUUACCGUCAUUCCUGCCCUUUUAUUUAACAUCAUCCACAGACAGAUGUUAUACUAAUGGAGGAAACCAUUAUACCUUUUGAUAUGGAAUAUAUUACAGAGUUACAGUUCACAAAGUAGAAUGCUGAGCUGAAAACCCAAGUCCCUGCUGUGACUGUCAUCUCACUGAGCACGUCGCUUUUCUUUGCUUUUAUUUUUUCCUUCUAUAAAAAGGCAAUAAUGAUAAUUUAUAAUAGUUUCCCUACCCAGAGAUAUUAGAAGGAUGCUACAGUGAAUGUUAAAGUACCUUGAGAUCCUUAAAUCAAAGGUGCUAUAUACAUAAGACUCUACUUUCAGAAAAAGGUAAUAUUCUUUCCUGCACUGAUCCCUACUAAUUCUGUAUUGAUCCAAAGGCAACUCAAUGCUAAAAAAUGUAUAGAAAAUAUAAGUCUGUGUCUGUGUACUGUAGAGAUGUAUGUGACAAGUGUAAACAAAAUGAACUGAAGCAAUAAUGAACAGUUAUUAGGGGGAACAUGAUAAAGAGAUUAUAUUAAGCUUAUGUUUCACCAUAAAAUCCUUUUUAUGGCUUGCUAAAACCGAGCUCACUGUAAAAUCAUGAUCCAACUUAUUGCUAAUCUUUAUGAUAUGCUUAUUCCUAAUCUUUAUGGUAUGGUGUCAACCGUUCAUUUGUAUCUUAUUGCUCAUUCCCUGGACCACAGACUAGGGACAGAAAAUACUUGCUUUGAUAAUAUAUAUGCUGUUGAUUUCACAAAAAUUUCUUAAAAUACAGCCUGGGUACCCAGUGAAAGAGCUGAAAUGGAAA